Molecule: messenger RNA, 720 nt
Organism: Lactuca virosa
Lineage: Eukaryota; Viridiplantae; Streptophyta; Magnoliopsida; Asterales; Asteraceae
Source: the annotation of a GenBank genome assembly
AUGGGUCGUUCGGAGUAUCGUGGAGAUUCUCGUCGAGGGAGAGGCAGUAACAGAGGGAGAGGAAGUGACAGAGGGAGAGGCCAAGGGAGAGGUGGUGAUAGAGGUAGUGGUAAGGGGAAACAAUCACAUGUUGUUACUAGUGGAAAAUGUAACAAGACACAGUCUAGUCCUAGUCCUAGUGGUUGUAACAAGGAGACACAAUCUAGUCAUGGUAGUGGUGGUAGUAGAAUACAAUCUAGUCAUGUUGUUGGUCUCACAGACUUAAAUAUCUUACAGACCAUACCCGACCAUCAAGAUUAUGACUCCUACGGUGAUGACGAUGAGUAUGGUGAGGAAGGUGAUGAUGGUGCGGAUGGUGAGGAAGGCGAUGAUGGUGCAGAUGACGACAUCAUUGGGCGUGGCUCAAAUGUCGCUGACACGCCUCCAACUAAUCCAGCUCAUAGGGAAUUUAUCGAGCGGACUGAUCAAGGGUUUAGUGAUCCUGCUGUGCAUCGUCAGAUCACAUUGAUCAUACGUAUGUUUUAUACUACUCACUGGACCACAUGGAGCGAAGUUGAUAGUGUCACCCACGAGCGUAUGUUUGCUCGUUUCAAGAGCCUUUAUCAAUGGCCAGAAUCAGAGGACGCAAAGAUACACGAGGGCUUCCUAAACAUUCUUAAACAAAAUUUCAGGGAGCUAAUGAGGACUGCUAGAAAACGAGCAGCUAAGGCAGCUAGAUAG